CUCAACCCUCGAUCGCCUCGGUUGAUUCAUGUCUCACCGCCCGUUCGUGUUGGUGCUCUGUACCCGGCUUUCACCAUUAUUCCCCUUCGUUGUGUAUUUUUCUCAGGCUUCGCCUUCGUCGAUCAGGUCGUCUGUCGUCUUGACGUCCACUUUUUCUACGGCUUUCUUCAACUGAUUUGGUUAAGCUGCUGUUUAUAUGGAUAAUAAAAUAUGAUGGACAAUAAUAGUACUGAAACUGUAAGUCCAAGAGUGAUGGAACUGUGUACUGGAGAAAAGACUGGAGAAGACAGUUGCGGAUUCCAAAUUACAAAUUUUUCCCAUGUAUCUGACGAUGUUACCCUUCAUUUUCAAAUUAUUCGACUUCACAAACAGAUUUAUGCAUGGGUUGGUUGCAACUCCUUAAAGCUUGGACAUAUAUAUGCAGCAGCACCUACACGAGUAAAUGAUGCUGUUGGCGUAGCUUCUUUAAUUGGUGGGGCUUCUGAUAAUGUAGGAUCUGGUAUCGCACGACGGGCAGUUCUGAAGACUGGCCUCAACGUUAUAUUUGCUUGUAAUAUACCACAAAAGAGCCCCAUGCUUGAGGCAAAUGCUGAGAAAAUUCUAGUGCAAAAGCUCUUCGCUUUGGGAUACGCCAAACCAAAAGUCUAAUUGGCACCAGUGCCGGAUGCAUUUUUACAUUUACAUUUACAUUUACAGUGAGUUGUAUUGUUGCCACAAUUUGUUCUGAGCCUAACAAUUUUUACUUUUGUUAUUAGUUUUCUGUACCCACCCUACCAAACAUAACUUAUACAUUUUAAUAGUGGUUGGAUUGUUACGCCCUGUUCUGAUUGAAUGUCAUCUUACAUUCAAUUUCA
Andrographis paniculata is the source of this 854-nucleotide messenger RNA. RefSeq lists its product as uncharacterized. Gene Ontology annotation, biological process: proteasome assembly. The record is from RefSeq and is a predicted model, not a curated record. Bases 211 to 648 code for a protein of 145 amino acids. Lineage: Eukaryota; Viridiplantae; Streptophyta; Magnoliopsida; Lamiales; Acanthaceae. The transcript has 6 exons.